Messenger RNA from Tupaia belangeri chinensis (Chinese tree shrew), 1691 nucleotides. It is a transcript of the gene SLC52A2, whose product is annotated as solute carrier family 52 member 2. The coding region runs from base 134 to 1465 and encodes 443 amino acids. Gene Ontology annotation, cellular component: plasma membrane. The transcript has 4 exons. Gene Ontology annotation, molecular function: riboflavin transmembrane transporter activity. Lineage: Eukaryota; Metazoa; Chordata; Mammalia; Scandentia; Tupaiidae. The record is from RefSeq and is a predicted model, not a curated record. Gene Ontology annotation, biological process: riboflavin transport.
CCCGGGUUCCUGGACAGCCUGGUCGGCUGGGCCUCUGUUCUUCCCUCAGGCUGGGAGAGUCUGCAGUCCUAGGAAGCCGAGGCGUCUUCAGACUUAAGUGAGGAAGAAGCUGCAAUCCUCCGCUCUGUCCUGGAUGGCAGCACGCCCGCUCGGCCGGCUGGCGCUGACCCACCUGCUGGUGGUCCUCUUUGGCAUGGGCUCGUGGGCCGCGGUCAACGGGAUCUGGGUGGAGCUGCCCGUGGUGGUAAAAGACCUUCCGGAAGGUUGGAGCCUCCCCUCGUACCUGUCUGUGCUGGUGGCGAUGGGGAACCUGGGUCUGCUGGCAGUCACCCUGUGGAGGCGGCUGGCCCCGGGCAAGGGCGAGAGGGUCCCCAUCCAGGUGGUGCAGGCACUGUGCAUGGUGGGCACAGCCUUGCUGGCCCCUCUGUGGCACCACGUGGUCCCCGUGGCAGGGCAGCUUCACUCUGUGGCCUUCCUGGCGCUGACGUUGGUGUUGGCGUUGGCCUGCUGUGCCUCUAACGUCACCUUCCUGCCCUUCCUGGGCCGCCUGCCGCCUCCUUUCCUGCGGUCAUUCUUCCUGGGCCAGGGCCUGAGUGCCUUGCUGCCCUGCGUACUGGCCCUGGGGCAGGGCGUGGGCCGCCUCGAGUGCCCACCUGCCCCCACCAACGGCACCCCUGGACCACCCCUCAACCUCCCUGAGCGUUUUUCUGCUAGCAUCUUCUUCUGGGCACUGACCGCCCUCCUGGUCACUUCGGCAGCCGCUUUCCAGGGUCUCCUGCAGCUGUUGCCACCACCUGUGCCCACGGGAGACCCUGCAACUGGCCGGCAGGUGGAAGCCCCAGGAGUGGAGGAACAGGAGGAGGAAGCAUCGCCAUUGCAGGAGCCCCCAGGCCAGGCAGCGAGCAGCACCCCUGGCCCAGACCCUAAGGCCCACCAGCUGCUCUCAGCCCGUGCAGCCAGCCUGCUGGGCCUGCUGGGCCUGACCAGUGCACUGACCAAUGGCGUGCUGCCCGCGGUCCAGAGCUUUUCCUGCUUGCCCUACGGGCGCCUGGCCUACCACUUGGCUGUGGUCCUGGGCAGUGCUGCCAGCCCCCUUGCCUGCUUCCUGGCCAUGGGCAUUCUGUGCAGGUCACUGGCAGGGCUGGGUGUGCUGUCUGUGCUGGGCAUGUUCUUUGGGGCCUACCUGAUGGUGCUGGCGAGCCUGAGCCCAUGCCCACCGCUGGUGGGCACCUCUACAGGGGUGGUCCUUGUGGUGCUGUCGUGGGUGCUGUGUCUAGGCGUGUUCUCCUACGUGAAGGUGGCGGCCAGCUCCCUGCUACACAACGGGGGCCGGCAGGCGUUGCUGGCUGCUGGCGUGGCCAUCCAGGUGGGCUCUCUGCUCGGCGCUUUGGCCAUGUUUCUCCCCACCAGCAUCUACCAUGUGUUCCGCAGUGGACAGGACUGUGUGGACCUGUGUGGCCCCUGAGCUGGGCAGUGGGGCCCUCUCUCUGCCCCCCACCCCCCACCCCAAGGCUAUUGCGGUGACCAAGUUCCCCCACGCAGCUCGCACCUGGACACCAGCACACUCCACCGGAGACCCUGGCUGCCUGGUCGGGGUGGGACCAAAGAGCAGUCCGUGUCCCCAGGCCCCCUGGGCCCUCUACUCCCGUGUAGGGCUUGCACAAUAAAGUGGUUUUACUCAGUAAGCUGCA